Molecule: messenger RNA, 2433 nt
Organism: Zygosaccharomyces rouxii
Lineage: Eukaryota; Fungi; Ascomycota; Saccharomycetes; Saccharomycetales; Saccharomycetaceae
Gene: IRC5
Product: putative ATPase
Exons: 1
Coding region: 1-2433 (810 amino acids)
Cellular component (GO): nucleus
Molecular function (GO): ATP binding; ATP-dependent chromatin remodeler activity; DNA binding
Source: RefSeq, a predicted model, not a curated record
AUGGCAGUUCGUGAACCCAGUGGACGUUCUUCGAGGUCUCAAAAGCGAAUUAAUUAUAAGGAGAAGAAUGAGAAUGAUUUGAAACCGGACAUACUGGAUUCUGAUGAAGAUGAAGAUGAAAAGUCUAGUAGUGAAGAGACGAAAAUCUGGUUAAAGGAUGAUGUGAAGGGAGACGACGUUGCGCUAGAUUCAGAUGAAAGUGAAGUGGAGGAUGAUGGCCAAUUGAACCACUUGUUAGAUCAAGCUAGGGAAAAGAUAGAUCAGAACACGGCCCGUGAUAGUGAUGAAGAUGACGAUGGUGAACCAGAAGAUGAUAGCGCCGUAUCAAUGAAGUUAGACAACUUGAACGAGUUCGUCAAGCAGAGCCAAGUUUAUUCUGGUGUAAUUGCUGAUACAUUAUUGGAAAGAUCGAAGCAACGACAGGAGGAACAAGUGGUUCAAGAACCCGCCAAGAAAAAGGCAAGAUCGAUUACAGAUUUCUUUAAGCCCAAGAAUACAAAAUUGGACGAUGAAGCCAUUAAAAACCAACAACCCAAUUUUUUGGAGAAUUGUAUUUUGAAACCUUACCAAUUGGAUGGGUUGAAUUGGUUAAUCACCCUGUAUGAAAAUGGUCUUAAUGGGAUUCUAGCAGAUGAUAUGGGGUUAGGUAAAACGAUUCAAAGUAUUGCUUUGUUAGCAUUUAUCUAUGAAAUGGAUACAAAGGGACCCUUUUUGAUUGCCGCACCUUUGAGUACAGUGGAUAAUUGGAUCAAUGAAUUUGGUAGAUUCGCGCCAAAAAUCCCCGUUUUGAAAUAUUACCAUUCUCAGGGCGCUAAGGAGAGAUCAAAGCUUAUAAAGCAAUUUUUCAAAAAGACUGAUGGACAUGGUGUGGUGGUAACUUCAUAUGAGAUUAUUAUUAGAGAUGCAGAUUCAAUUAUGGCCAAAGAAUGGAAAUUUUUAAUAGUUGAUGAAGGACAUCGUCUGAAAAAUAUCAAUUGUAAAUUGAUUCAAGAAUUGAAACGAAUUAAUACUUCUAAUAGACUCUUGUUGACCGGUACGCCGCUACAAAAUAAUUUGAUAGAAUUGUGGUCACUGUUAAAUUUCAUCAUGCCAGAUGUAUUUGCAGAUUUCGAAAUCUUUAACAAAUGGUUUGACUUUAAGAGUUUAGAUUUGGAGAGUUCAUCCAAAAAAUUGAGUAAAAUGAUUAAUGAUGAAUUGGAAAAAAAUUUGAUUACCAACUUACAUACAAUUUUAAAACCAUUUCUCCUAAGAAGAAUGAAAAAUGUGGUUCUUGCAGGUAUUUUACCACCAAAGAGAGAGUAUUUGAUUAAUUGUUCGUUGACUCCCAUUCAAAAGAAGUUUUACAGAAUGGGACUUACUGGUAAAUUAAAGAGGACUAUUUUCAAGGAGAUGGUUAAAUCGUUUUUCACUUUAAACACAGAUUACGUGGGUCAAGUUUCCAAUAAAUCGAUUAGAGAUUUCAUAAACUACAAAUUGGAUGGGGAUUCCACUGAACAAGUGCCAGAAAUUUUACAAAAUAUGGAUAAAUUGUACGUGGAACAUCUUUCGAAAGAAUUUACCAAUAUUAAAUUACAAAACAUGAUGAUGCAACUACGACAGGUGGUUGAUUCCACCUUUCUAUUUUAUUUCCCCUUCAUACAUCCAGAGGAUCUCACUUUAGAAGCAUUGUUGAAUUCCUCAGGUAAACUGCAAGUAUUACAAAAAUUGGUGCUUCCACUUGUUGAAAAGGGCCACAAAGUUUUAAUCUUUAGUCAAUUUAUUCAAAUGUUAGAUUUACUUGAAGAUUGGUGUGAAUUAAACUCGUUGAACGCAUUAAGAAUUGAUGGUUCUGUAAACAACGACACUAGAAAAGAGCAGUUGGAGAAAUUCGAUAAAAAAUCCAGUAAAGAACAAGUUUUCUUACUAUCUACAAGAGCCGCUGGGCUCGGUAUCAAUUUAGCUGCCGCGGAUACGGUUGUACUCUUUGACAGCGAUUGGAAUCCCCAAGUUGAUUUACAGGCAAUGGACCGUUGCCAUCGUAUAGGCCAGACGAACCCCGUAAUAGUGUAUCGAUUGUGUUGCGAUAAUACUGUAGAACAUGUUAUACUAACUAGAGCAACGAGCAAAAGAAGAUUGGAAAAAUUGGUUAUUCAAAUGGGUCAAUUCAAUACUUUGAAGAAGUUAGCCAUGAAUGAAAAAUCAUUUUUACAGAUCAAUACACCUAAUGUAGCCAAACCUACCAAUAAAGAUCUCGUACAAGAAUUAUCGCAGCUAUUAGUUACUGGUGAGUCUAGUAUCGGGUUCCAGAACGCAGGUUUUAAUGAUGACGACGGACAAUUGACAGAACAAGAGCUGAAAGAAUUGACAGAUAGAUCUCCUAAAGCCUACGAGGCAGAUAGAACAGUGGACAUGCCACACAUUAGAUUGUUUGAGACUACAAGAGGAGAAAUUUAG